Molecule: messenger RNA, 1752 nt
Organism: Poecilia reticulata (guppy)
Lineage: Eukaryota; Metazoa; Chordata; Actinopteri; Cyprinodontiformes; Poeciliidae
Source: RefSeq, a predicted model, not a curated record
AUGGCAACUGGAUCAGUCUCGGUGAAGGUGGAGGUGGACUCGGGGGCGGAGUCUGUCGUGCUGCCCUACAGAACCACCGAGUACCUGCCCAGAGACGUGACGGUGGAGUGGAGGUCCUUCCCAUUCUGGAAGGUCCAUGUGCAUCAGAACGGUUCUGAUCGUCCUGAGCAGCAGAACCAGCGCUACAGAACCAGAACCAGCAUGAAUGAAGAUCCUCUGGGGACAGGAGACCUCAGCCUGACUCUGAGACGUCCCACUCAGAGGGACAGUGGGUUGUACUCGUGUGGAAUCCGGGCAUUUUCAGGGAAUGAGAGAGGAAAAACGUUCUAUCUGAAGGUCAAAGAAAUCCCGCAGCUCUUGGAUUCUCCUCCCGCUGCUCUUGGAUUCUCCUCCCGCUGCUCGGCUGCAGAUGGAGGCAGAAGAAACAGAAACUCCAGAAAUGCUGCAGAUGGACGGACUGAGACUCAACACGUGUUGGACCGCAGAGUUUCUGCUCCGUUUCUGCUCAGCGGCUGGUUCAACUUUGCUCCUCCAGCGUCACACGCUCAGCAGGAGGUGACGGUGAGGCUGGGACAGAACGUCUCUCUGGACUGUCCCGGACCGUCAGAUGAAGAAAUCAAACUGUUCACCUGGACCAAAGACGGCCUCGGCUCGGAUCACGUGUUCUUCUACCGUAACGGCCGCUCUUACGGGUCGUACCAACACGAGUCCUUCAGAGGCCGAGUGGACCUGAGGAGCUCCCUGGAGGACGGCGACUUCUCCGUGGUUCUGCACGACGUCGGUAGGACGGACGAAGGGACGUAUCGCUGCGUGAUCAUCACCAGGAGAUCGGGAGGCCAUGAUGGAGAGCGCCGCUCGUUUGUCAACCUGACGGUCUCAGGGGAGGAUCCAGCCGCGGAUCCAUCAGGAACCGAUGAGGAGCAAAACCAGGAUGAAGAGGACGAGGCUGGAAGAACCGGAGAUCUGACCGAUGAAUACGAUUCACUUCCAUUUGUUAUUGUGUCUGUGUUUGUGAUUGCUCUUUUCAUUUUGAUUAUUAUUAUUAUUAUUGGUUGUUUUCUCAGGAAACCUGCAGGUUUGUCAAAGUACAGGUUGGGUCGUUCAGAGCAUCAUCAGCCUAACGGUCAGCAGCAGGUGAUCUGAUUCUCCCCAACCUGAAUCGCUGCAGUCAUGAUCGUUUUUUAUGAAUCGUCAUGAACUUCCCUCACCUCAGGAUCAUAAACGCUCCUGAGUGACUUAUUUAGCUUUAGCUAAGGCUUAACAAGGCAGAACCUUUUGGACAAGAUGGUGACGUAGCAACAGCAGCUGGACCUUUUCUCUGUCCAUUGCUGCCGGUCACUGUGCUGCAGCAGCUGCUGCUGCUGCGUCUCGUCUUGGUGCUGCAGUCGCUCCUGUCGCUGCUGUGGCUGAGACGUUAGCAGUCGACCAGCUCUGACUCAUCCAGUCACUUAAAUCUACAGUUCACUCAGUCAUCAGUCACAUCGCUUGUUCAAAACCUGCAGGAUCUGCUCACCAAGAUGGUUCUGGUCGUGGUGGACUGGAGCAGAACCGGUUAAAACCGCUUACAGCAGCUUCAGUUCAUGAAACCUGUGGAAAAUAUCCAACCUUAACAUAUAUGUGGAAUAUAUGUUAGUGUAGGGAUGGAGCUAACAGAGCUAACCUUAGCUAACAGAGCUAAUCUGAGCUAACAAAGCUAACCUGAGCUAACCUGAGCUAACAAAGCUAAUCUGAGCUAACAGAGCUAACCUGAGC